CAUGAAAAUGAUGAAUAGAAGGGCAACCUUGGCGGGGGCCAACGUGGAGCAGGAAGGGGCUGGCUGGAAACUGGCCUACCUAAGAUAGUGGGUAUGCAGUGUAGAGGGGGAGGGGCUCAUUUGGGUGGUUGCAAGUCAGCACUGAAAAGGAGAGAAUAUUAGCAGUACUACUAGGUAGGUACUACAGUAGUGUAUGUAGCGUUAGUAUUACACUGGCAGCAUGAGGGACUGAGUACAUAGCGUACACAGUAUACGUAGUACUUGAAGUGUACUUAUGGAAGCGUGCCUGAGGCUUCUCCUACACAUGUAUAAAUGAGAGGUCAAAGUUGACACGAGUAGUUGUAGUAGUAGUUGACACGCAGAUAUACCCCAUCAUGUGACCAUUUUUUCUGGUGGGCAGAGUGACGUUUAGGUGCUUCCUGCUGGAAGAAGAAGAAGAAGAGGAAAGGGAUCCCAAGCAGGACUUGUGCUCUUAUUGUGAAAGGUGAUCUGGAGUGGCGACUCAGUCCCAAUCAUGAAGUUAUUCACGUCAAUGACCUGACGUGACCACCAGGUGGCGCCACGCCCCCACGCGUCGCUGCCGCUGGUGAUGUUGCUGAUGAUGAUGAAGAGCCGGAAGUGUUUAGAAGAGUAAAAAGUGAAAAUGUUGUGACUGGUUUGUGUGCUUGUUGCUUUUCUUCUUUAUUAUUAUUAUGCUGAUUAACAAGCAGACGGAGCCUGCCUCAGCCAAUCAGGAGGCUGGCCUCCACUCGGGCCUGCCGACGUCACACUGCAGCGCUCCAAUCAGCGCGGAGGUGUCAAACUUGGCCCCGCUGGCUGCGGGACGUCGGAACCAGAAGAUCCACUUGCAGACCUGCAACUUGUUGAAGCGCGCCGAGCGGGACCGAUCCACCCCCCCGACCCCCACCCCCACAUACGGCCCAGCUGCGGUUCUGCGCCGACAUGGACUGCUAGAAGUGGACCGUAGUCCGAAUCCGGACCAGGGUGAUGUUAGCGCUGGGUCCGAUGGAUGGGUCCCGACAGAGCAGCUUCCUACUGAGCACCCCCCCUCUGGCGGCUCUGCACAGCAUGGCCGACAUGAAGACCCCCCAGUACCCGGCCUACCCGCUCUCCUCCGCCGGGCCCACUUCGUCCACCUGCCCGGCCACCAGCUCGCCCAACCCGGGCGGCAUGGCGGCCUCGUCCCCGGGCCUCAAGUCGUCGUCCGGACUGUCCUCGGGUCUCGGCUCCCCGCAGCUGUGUUCGUCCGCGACCCCCCAUGGCAUCAACGACAUCCUCAAUCGGCCCUCCGCCUCCUCGGCCUCGGCGGGGGUCCUGAGCGCCCUGCAGCCCCGCUUCAGCAGCCUCAGCCCGCCGCCGCCACCGCCGCCGCCCGGACUCUUCUUCACCCCCACGGCCGCUGCCGCCGUGUCCCGCUACCCCAAACCCCUCACCGAACUCCAGGGCCGGACCCCCAUUUUCUGGCCGGGGGUCAUGCAGAGUCCACACUGGAGGGACGCGCGCUUCUCGUGCUCGCCCCAGCAGAGUUGUGUGUUGGACAAAGACGGGAAACGAAAACACACCAGACCAACUUUCUCUGGACAACAAAUCUUUGCUCUGGAAAAAACUUUUGAACAAACCAAAUAUUUGGCGGGACCGGAGAGGGCGCGACUCGCCUUCUCGCUCGGCAUGACGGAGAGCCAAGUCAAGGUGUGGUUCCAGAACCGGCGGACCAAAUGGCGCAAGAAGCACGCGGCCGAGAUGGCCUCCGCCAAGAAGAAGCACGACUCGGAGACGCAGAGGUUAAAGGUCAGUUCGGACCCGGACGAGGACGAGGACUACGACAAACCUUUGGACCCGGACCACGACCACCACGACCUGCUCCACAAACACACGCCCGAGCACGACAGCUCGUAAAGAGAAAAACAAACAAAAAAAAGAACGUGUUCAAGCGGAAGGACGGACUCGGCAGCACGUGACUGGUGAUUGAACUGAUCUUGUCACGUCAGCACUUUGAUCAAUAAACUUUCCUACCACGAUGACGAUGGUGAUGAUGUAAACAUUUGAU
Dunckerocampus dactyliophorus (ringed pipefish) is the source of this 2047-nucleotide messenger RNA. It is a transcript of the gene nkx6-1, whose product is annotated as NK6 homeobox 1. The transcript has 4 exons. The record is from RefSeq and is a predicted model, not a curated record. NCBI's taxonomy places the organism in Eukaryota, Metazoa, Chordata, Actinopteri, Syngnathiformes, Syngnathidae. The coding region runs from base 988 to 1896 and encodes 302 amino acids. Gene Ontology annotation, biological process: regulation of transcription by RNA polymerase II; cell differentiation. Gene Ontology annotation, cellular component: nucleus. Gene Ontology annotation, molecular function: RNA polymerase II cis-regulatory region sequence-specific DNA binding; DNA-binding transcription factor activity, RNA polymerase II-specific.